Messenger RNA from Brassica rapa (field mustard), 423 nucleotides. RefSeq lists its product as uncharacterized. Lineage: Eukaryota; Viridiplantae; Streptophyta; Magnoliopsida; Brassicales; Brassicaceae. The record is from RefSeq and is a predicted model, not a curated record.
AUGGAGAUUGGAGAUUUCGGACCUGUCGGGAUCAACAAUUACAGCAACUGGUUCAUCGCCUCGAGUACUUGGCACCAGAUCAGACAGCGUAAGGAAAAUCUGCAAUGGAGUAAGCUUGUGUGGUUCUCGCAAGGAGUUCCCCGCUACGCUUUCAUUACCUGGCUAGCUUUCCGUGACAGACUGGCUACAGGCCAUCGAACUAGUAGAUGGGGCCAACCACAAUGUUGCUUGUUUUGUGGUGAACCGGAUGAGACCAGGGAGCAUUUGUUUUUCGCAUGUCCUUAUACCUACACGUUGUGGCUGAAAGUUAUGGGUAAUUUGUUUGGAGAUGAGCCAGACCUGGACUGGGAUAUCACAGUUUCGAGCUUGCUCACACGGAGGUAUGAUCGCAUCACUUUCAUCUUGUUGCGACUGGUUCUGUAA